Messenger RNA from Artibeus jamaicensis (Jamaican fruit-eating bat), 3236 nucleotides. It is a transcript of the gene APOA5, whose product is annotated as apolipoprotein A5. Gene Ontology annotation, molecular function: phosphatidylcholine-sterol O-acyltransferase activator activity; phospholipid binding; cholesterol binding. Gene Ontology annotation, cellular component: high-density lipoprotein particle; extracellular region; chylomicron. Gene Ontology annotation, biological process: lipoprotein metabolic process; cholesterol homeostasis; cholesterol biosynthetic process. The record is from RefSeq and is a predicted model, not a curated record. Lineage: Eukaryota; Metazoa; Chordata; Mammalia; Chiroptera; Phyllostomidae.
GUUUGAGCUCCACACUCCAUGUAAUGCGACUGAGGUGAAAAAGGAGCCCUCCCCAUCCCACAAAGAUGCCUUUUUCUUCACAGCCACACUCACCCAGGUCAGUCCUCUUGAGCCCCAACAGUGCUGUGCUCCCUACACCCCAAUGAAGUGUUCACAGAUUUUGAGUAGGUUGUCCCUGGAGCAGGGUCCCCUGGGUCAAGUCUCUUUUGCUUCUUCAUCUGACCCAGGCCUCCAUUCACCUUCCUUCUUAGAGUAGAUGAUAGCAGGCACGGCUGCGAUUCUGACUAGGGCUCUGGUGCUCCUCUCAGCACUCUCGUUGGCCCAGGCAUGGAAAGGCUUCUGGGAUGCCUACAGCCAGAGCACUGGGGACAAAGGCAGGGUGGAGCAGGCCCAGCAGCAGAAGCUGGCACGGGAGCACGUAAGCCCGAAAGACAGUCUUGAGCGAGACCUCAACAAUAUGGACAAGUUCCUGGAAAAGCUAGGUCCUCUGAGUGCGCAGGGGAAGGAGCCUCCCAGGAUUCCAUCCAACCUGGAGGGAAUCCGGCAGCAGCUGCAGGAGAAGCUGGAGAAGGUGAGAGCAUUCCUGGAGCCCUACAUGGCUGAGGUGCACCAGCAUGUAGGCUGGAACCUGGAGGCUCUGCGGCAGAAGCUGAAGCCCUACACCACAGACCUAAUGGAGCAGGUGACCCUGCGGGUACAGGAGCUGCAGGAGCAGUUGCACAUGGUCAGAGAGGAUACCAAGGCCCAGCUGCUGGGGGGUGUGGAUGAGGUGCAGGGCCUGGUUGGGGAACUGCAGAAUCGUGUAGUGCACCACACUGGCCGCACCAAGGCAUUGUUACACCCAUAUGAUCGUCUGGUGACUGGCAUCCAGCACCACGUGCCAGAGCUGCAACACAGCAAGGCCACACAUGCCGCUGCCAGCCCGGCGCGCCUUAGCCGCUGUGUGCACGUGCUUUCACGCAAUCUCACGCUCAAGGCCAAGGCCCUGCACGAAGAACGCAUUUAACAUAACUGGGACCAUCUGCGCGAAGAGCUCAGCGCCUUUGCCCGCGCCAGAGUGAGCAGCAUGGAGGAAGGGACCAACCUGGAUGCCCAGGUGCUGUCCUAGAAGGUGCACCAGCAACUCCAGGCUUUCCGCCACGACACCUUCCAACAGAUCAUUGCCUUCACCUGUGCGAUUGACCAGGAGACGGAGGAGGUCCAGCAGCAGUUGGAGCCACCCCCUACAGGUCACAGCACCUUUGCCCCCGAGUUCCUCAAAGCUGACAGCAGUAAGGCCCGGAGCAAGCUGCAAGCCCGUCUAGAUGACCUAUGGGAAGACAUAAACUACAGCCUUCAUGACCAUGAUCUCCGUCAUCUAGGGGAACCAUGAGGGUCUGUAUGCCGAGGCCCACUUCCCAGCUCCUUAUUUGGAGAGCCCAGGACCUGAGCCCCAAGCAUGGUUCAGUCCUUGCUAGUGGCCUGUUGGACAGAGGGUAGAGGGCCCUGCACAGUGUAGGUGAGGCCACUGAAGGGGCUGUUGUCCCCGCAUGGCUAGCCUUCUGCGACUCCCCAAUCUGAGUGCAUUACACUCACCAGGAUUUGCAAGCCGGCUUCCCGUGCUCAUUUGGAAAGCUUCAUGAAUUACUCCAUUCUGUGAAGGUGGAAUUAGGGAGGAAGAAAGGCACACCAUGAGUGGGUAAUUAUGUGCAACCCUGUGCUUCUUCAUGUCAGGGCUUGACAGUGAUCACUUUUGGCCCCCUGGUGGCCACUACUAGGCGGUCCCCAGAAAGCUGCUCUUUUCUCUCCAGGGCUGCUGUGACAGCUUCUGUUGGGGGAGAAAAGGGAGAAAGGAAGGAAAUGUGAUGAGGAGUGCAUGUGAUUAUGUGUGCGUAUAAUCCUGCAGGCCUGAAGCUGAAGGGUACAAAUGGUAGGAGUUUUAAUGGGAGGGAGCAGAGCCCGUAUUUCUUACACAGCUCUACAUUUAAACAGCCUACCAAAGCCCUCCAAACUGUGGAGGCUUCUUAAACUCUCUGGGGAGCAUACUCUGUGCCCCUCCCUGGCCCCUCCCUCCUGACUCUCAGACUGAAGUCCAGACUUCUGACUCAAAUGAAACAGGGCUUGUAAUAGAAGCUUAUUUGCCUGGUGUGACACUCAUUUGAACCAUAUCUGAAAGCAGUGCCCUUACCACUAUCCCCAAAUCAUGACCAUCAGACACCCCAGUCCCUCACUGUAAUGCCUGCUCACCACUGGAUGGUGUGCAUGAAGUGCUGGCUCCAGAGGUGGCCUCUCCCUUUUGCUCUUGCUGUUCCAGAUUUUGAAUGGUCCCUUUUUAUGACACUGACCCUCUUUUUAGUACUUCCAAACUCUUAAACUCCGCAGUCCCCACAUACAGAUUCACUUAGAAGCAAUGAAGCUCCUUAUGGAUCAUCUGGGAACUCUAAACUGGGGGUGAGAGAGUGGAAAGGGUAAGCACAUCAUCUCCAUCACUCUUCUAAUGUCUUGUCCAGCACCCUUUCCUCCCAGCUCAGUCCAUCCUGCACAGGGUUCUCAGCACCUCCACACUUCCUCAUAACACAGAACCCAUGUGAAUCUGGCUUUAUCAUACCCCCAGGCUGAAUAUCUACCCUGACACUCUACAUUUAGCAACAGAACUGAGAGAGAAGUACCCAGGGAGAGGAGGUGCUGGAAAGGAAAACACUCCCCCCCCCCAAAAAAAAGGUGUUUUUAUUGUUAGGAAGCUGAGAGGUGUGGGUCAGCUGGGAUUAGAGGUGAUGGGGAUGAAGGGGUGUGAGUAAAACUGAGGGUUGUGUACUUGAGGAUGGAAUUUGGGCAGGUGUUUUUGAGGAUAGAAAUAGGGAGUGGGAAAAACAGAAAGGGAGAACAUGAUUGAGAGACUGAAAGACUAGAGUGGAAGCAGAGUCUGGUCCCAAAGUGGAAGAAAGGAAGCCCAGGUGAGAGCGAUGGGCAAACGCAGAGAUACCGAUGGGCAAACGUAGCCUCUUGAUGUCAAGGGUCUUGUAAUCAGACUUAUGGGCAAUACUUGGAACCCUGUGCUUUGGAGAUAUUGCGAAAGAGCAAAGCACUGCCCUGGGUCUGGGAGGACGUCUUCGGGGGAGUGACGCCUGAAUUGAGAUGGAGGCAAAACCUGAAUCCGGCUGUGGAACUUAGGAUCUCUAGAAACUUUGCUCUGUUAAGGGUCCACAGCCUGCGGCCUCUUUAAGGAAGGGGGGGGAGGGGAGUGUAGCAGCAGGCGG